Molecule: messenger RNA, 6124 nt
Organism: Anguilla anguilla (European eel)
Lineage: Eukaryota; Metazoa; Chordata; Actinopteri; Anguilliformes; Anguillidae
Gene: zfpm1
Product: zinc finger protein, FOG family member 1
Exons: 9
Coding region: 375-3980 (1201 amino acids)
Biological process (GO): megakaryocyte differentiation; erythrocyte differentiation; positive regulation of transcription by RNA polymerase II
Cellular component (GO): nucleus
Molecular function (GO): RNA polymerase II-specific DNA-binding transcription factor binding
Source: RefSeq, a predicted model, not a curated record
UGUGUUUGGUGUCCAUUCACAACCACAAGCUUGUUGUACAGUGAAGGUAUGGAAGCCGGGCAAAGCGAAACAAUAAUAAGAGCGCAACGGCCGUAACAACUAUAGUUAGUUCGUUAAGCUGUGGAACCUUUCCGAUCUUAGCAAAUAGCCUACAGGAAAUAGUGAAAAAGGUGACAGGCGCACACACACACACCUCUGGGAGAUCACCAAAAAAGUAGCUUGACCUCGCGCAUCUGCAGGCUGUGGCACAGGUACCGAGCCUCUCGGACCAGUGCAGGACAUGCGGAUAUCUCCGGCUUGGGACCGAGCCGGGGAGCACUGAUAGUUAGUUCUCCGUGGACAGAUCGUUUCGACGCCGCUGAAAAAGAAAAGACAUGUCCCGAAGGAAGCAGAGCAAGCCCCGACAGAUCAAACGUUCCCUCGGAGACCUGGAGGAAGGUGAGGACAACCUGCCCGAUGACCUCAGCCUAUCGGGGGACGAGGGCGGAGCUUCAGACCAGGAUGAUUCGGCUGAGUGUGACACCUCCAGCCCAGGGUUUAUGCCACCAUACACUGAAGAGCCGAGGACGGAAGAUUCACCGAGUGCGCCUGAUGAUGAGGAAGAUGAGAAGGGUCCAGAACUGAGUGUCGAGGAAGACGAAGGAGAGGCAGAGCCUCAGUGGGAUGGCCCAGAUGAGCUCUGCCUGAGCCUGGUGGGCGGAGUUAGUGAGGUCAUCGCCCAGAGGAACCUCAUGCCCAACACUGUAUGGGGACCAUACAGUGGUCACGUCCACAACAAGGAGAAGGGCAAGGAGCAGGAGGGAGAGGGCCCGAGUCUCACUGUGGUCAGCGCAGACACUGAGCUCUGGCUGAAAAAGCUGCCGGUCACCUCUAGCCAAACUGGGGCAAACUGCACCAUCUAUGGCCAAGGUCAGGAACUAUACUGCAAGGUGACCCAGGAGCUCCACGCUGGAGACCGCUUACUGGCCACUCUGUUCGGACCCACCAUGGAGGAGCGGUCCACGGCUACUGAAACCCACAAUGCACCAGUGAAGGAGGAGGAGCCAGCCUACCCAGCAGCGCUGCACUCCGAAAUCCAGCUCCUCCCCCAGCAGGCAGGAAUGGCAGCUAUCCUGGCAACAGCUGUAAUCAACAAGGACAUCUUCCCGUGUAAGGACUGUGGGAUCUGGUACCGGAGCGAGCGGAACCUGCAGGCUCACCUGAUGUACUACUGCGCCAGCCGCCAAAAGCAGGAUCCCGCCUCGCCCCCGCCGGAGAAGCCCCGCGACUCGUACCCCAACGAGCGCGUGUGCCCCUUCCCCCACUGCAACAAGAGCUGCCCCAGCGCCAGCUCCCUGGAGAUCCACAUGCGCACGCACAGCGGCGAGCGGCCCUUCGUGUGCCUGAUCUGCCUGUCGGCGUUCACCACCAAGGCCAACUGCGAGCGGCACCUGAAGGUGCACACGGACACGCUGAACGGCGUGUGUCACGGCUGCGGCUUCGUCUCCACCACCCGCGACAUCCUCUACAGCCACCUGGUCACCUGCCACAUGGUCUGCCAGCCCGGCUCCCGCAGCGAGGUCUACUCCCCUGGCCCUGGACUUCCCCCAUUGCCGCUGGCGACAGGACUUGGUCCUCCAGACUGUGGGGUCGUGUUGAAGUGCCAGGUGUGCGGAUUUGGGGCGGACUCUCCCGCCCUCCUCCAACAGCACGUGCGGACCCACCUGGAGGUGAGGGGCGUGGCCGAGAGGAGCCCCGCCCCCCGGCGGACUCCGCCGUCCUCCUCCGAGAGCCCCGAGCCGGCGUGCGCGCCCCUGCCCGAUUCGGACACCCCGGGCGCCAACGGGGGCUCCGCCACCCCUCGCGAGGGCGGCAGAAGCCCCCUGGACUCCGGGGUACGGGUCAAAGAGGAGCCCCCUUCCGACUCCGAGAACGAGGGAGAUGAGGGGCCGGGCCUGAACGGGAAGGAAGGAGCAGGGCCGGACGGCCGCCCGGGAACAGCCAGCGUCACCCAAACCCCGCCCACCGCCAAGACCCCGCCCUCGGUGGCUGUGAAGGCGGAGCCUCCCAGCCCCACGCCGGGCUCCAGCCCAGCACACCAGGGCGGGGUGGGGGCGGGGCUUCCCGGAGGGGCCGUGUUCCUUCCCCAGUACAUGUUUGGCCCCGAAGCCAUCCUACCUCAGGCGUCAGAGAUCCUGGCCAAGAUGUCGGAGAUGGUGCACAGCCGUCUAAAGCAGGGCCACGCCCCCGGUGUCGGCGCGGCGACCGCCGCGUUCUACACUGCCGCCGGCUCACCUAUCCAGAAGGGGGCGACGUGCUUCGAGUGUGACAUCACCUUCAACAAUGUCAACAACUUCUACGUCCACAAGAGACUGUACUGCUCCAGCCGGCACCAGCAGCAAGGGGACACGCCCGCUGCCGCGCCCAUCGCCGCGCCCCAGGCCAAGGAUGGGGCGGAGCCUCCCGCGGGGAUCAGCUCCUCCUCCCCUGUGUCGGAAGCCACCCGCGCGCCUUCCGCCUCGCGCAGCGACGCGGAGCCGCCACAAGGGGGCGCCGCCGACGGCAAGCGCGCGGAGGUGAAGAGCGAAGACGCGGGCCCGAGGGAGCCGUCGGGCUCCGAGGGGGAGAGCGGGAGCGGGGGCCGGGCGAGCGAGAGCAGCCCGAGCCCCGGCGGCGCUUCCGGGGAAGGCGAGGAUCCGGACGAGGACCCCGCCGCCACCUUCUGCCAGGCCUGCAACAUCCGCUUCAGCCGCCACGAGAACUACAUGGUGCACAAGCGCUUCUACUGCGCCUCCCGCCACGACCCCAGCAACCAGCGGCCCCACCACUCCCACGGCAAGGCCGCCGCCUUCCUGCCGCAGCCCGUGCGCACCCGCAAGCGCAAGAAGAUGUACGAGAUCCACAUGGCUCGUGCCCAGGCCCUGGCUCGCUCCGCCUCCACCCCUAACCCCGCUCCCACACCAACAACGGGGGUGAAGCAGGAGGGGGUCUCCGCCCCCUCGCCUGGGACCUGCCCAGAGGGGGAGGGCCCCAUUGAUCUCAGUAAGAGGCCCCGCCUCCGGGAGCCCCAGAGAGCCCUGCCUCCAGCCCCGCCCCUCCCGCUGACCGACUACCACAAAUGCACGGCCUGCUGCAUCAGCUUUAACAGCAUCGAGAACUACCUGGCACACAAGGCCUAUUACUGCCCUGCCACGCCACUCCAGCAGCAACAGCGCCCCCUGGAGCAGCUACACAAGCUACGGAGGCCUGCUUCCACCUCCCCCGCCCCCAGGCCCGGCCUCCCGGAACUCCACGCUGAGCGGUUGGGGGUUGUCAAGGGGGCCAAAAUCGAACCCGCUCCCGCUCUUCACAGCCCCUUGGGACCCGAGGGGGCUCCACUGCAUUUUGUACCAGGCAUGAAGGCCCUGGGAUCCCCCCAGCCCCCCAUGGUGUGUCCCUACUGCCCCCAGAGUGGGGGCGUGGUGGGUGACCUGAUGGAGCAUUUCAGAACCACGCACGGAUUGGUUCUGGCCCUCCAGCCUGGGGGUGUGGCAAGCCCAGAGGCCCCGCCCCCUAACACCACCAGGGUAAGUCCCAGUAUGAGCCCCAGGUCCUCCAAACCGGCCACGCCUCCCAAGCAGCCUGGCAGAGACAAUGUGAACGGCCAGGUGAAGAGGGAGAGCAUCUCUCCCACAUCUUCCUCGCCCCUGCUGAACGGAAGCCCCAUGCACCGCGGGGCCCCGUCCACUUCCCCACCCUCCUCCUCCCCGGGCACCACCCCCUUGCCUGUCCUACACCAGCCUGAGACCCUUAAGGAGGCGGGGUUACACUCGCAGUCGGCGGACAAACCCAACCCCCACGGCCCUGCUCACCUGGCCCCAAAAGCUGCCCUGGUCUCCCCCUUGCAGAACGGAAACAGCCGCUACUGCAGGCUGUGCAACAUCAGGUUCAGCAGUCUCUCCACCUUCAUAGCCCACAAAAAAUACUACUGCUCCUCCCACAGCGCCGAACACGUCAAGUGAGUCUCUCACCCCAGCCCUGAACCCCGCCCCUCUCCUUCAGACAGGCAAUCCAACAAGAAGCAAACUGGCCCCACCCAGACUUGCUGUGGCCGCCUCCUCCCCUGACGGUUGUGGCUGCAUGUGAGACUGAAGAGACUGUUACUCAUCAGGCAUCGGGGGCUGCUGUUAGUUACCCGAUGUUCCAGGGUAUUGUUACUAUGGUAACUUAUUACUCAUCAAUGGGUCAAUUUAAUAUUACACUAAGGAGAUGAAAUCUGCUACCUGCACACUUAAAAAAGUGUGAACACAGUCACGUUUGGAGUGUCAUGUAUUAAAAGUUUGGACUCUACAUUUAUCCUUUUUUAAUUUUACCUUGAUGGACUGUGGGGUGUAUUUUUGUCAUUUUGAAUACAACUUCUAAUUAAUUUGAAUGUUAUUAUUCAUUUGACCGAAUUUAAAAAUUGUUUUAUUUUCUCAAAUCAGUCACUGGUAAGGAAACUGCCUGAAGUGAACAGGUUCUGUAACCAUUGCCUAUGGUGAUUUUAGUGUGUUUGGAUUACGUUUUUAAAAGAUAAUAUACUGUAUGUUUUGUUAAAACACUGGCUCCAUCACUGAAAUAAACGAAAAGGCGAGACUGCUGUAAUGACGCUAGAACCGUUCUAAGACUGCGAUCUAUAGCUGAAAUCUGUGAAAAUAUUCAACUUUACCACAUUUCUUUAUUCGGGAGGGGGGAGGGAUGGCAAAAAUGUGAAAUAUUUAUCUUCGAGUCUUCACUGAUUUCAUGUGAACAUAAACUACCUAGUUUCUGUCAAAAUAUGCUGUUUGUAGUACUUUCGUUAUUUUAUUGUUUACCUGUUUUCAGCCCAUCAUGUUCAAUUAGUGUUCACCGAUGUAGGGAAACCUUUGAUCUGCACUGUCAUCACUGAAGCCUGUAACAAACCCUGUUUUAGUUGUUUGCGUGUUUUUAGUUUUUGUGCUGGAUGCUCUUUUGGUGAGUUUUAGAUUUAAAGAAAGUGUUUCUUCUUCGCCUGUUUAGUCAAACUCAAUCUAAGUGACGUAAGGGUUCCACUUUUGCGAGUGGUUUGUGGUAUUAGAACCAUUGAGGGGAAAUUCCAUGUUCAGUCCUUUAGGAGCAAGUACAAGAGGAAGAGUUGGCUACUUGUUGGAUGUGGUUUGUAUUGUGUUUCCAAGAAACAGAUAAAAACAAACGCAACCGACAAAAAAUGACUGAACAAUGGUUGGUGAAGAGUGCCAGUCUCGACUUUGUUGUCCACUAACAACUUAUGUCCUUAUUGUUUCACAUGUUUAAAUAUCUGCGUGAGCCAGGUAUAAAAUUUAAAUUGAAGGAAAACCUAUAAAAAUACAUUGCGCAUUUUGCAUCUCGAUUCAAAAGUUACAUUUAUUUUUGUUUUGUGUCGUAUGCGCAAACGUCUUUGCAGUUUACAUUACUCUCCGUUCAAAGAAGAAACCAUGUCAUGCAAUCUUCACUGAAACUGAUAAAUACAAUGAAGCCUUAGCUUGCUGCGUGGUAUACUGUAUUUAGGUUUCUCAUAUGAGAUGUGUAAAUCCAAGUCCUCUGCUGUUGAAAACUUAAAAAUGAAAACAGGAAAUGACAUAAAAAUGUUUGUUCUGUUGGAAACAUAAUUUAAGUUUUUAUUUGUUCUUGCUUUGUUGCAUUCUCAUAACAGUGCUGUGUGAAUCACAGAGUUUUAUAGACGUACAAGGCAUUUUGGUGUAACAUAUUUUAGAUGGGAGUGUUUAAAUAGACUUUAUUUUUAAUGGAUACAUUUCAACAUAUUUCGCUAUGGUGGGACAAGCAGAGAAAGUACCUUUAAAUCCCAUUUCGCAUUGUUGUAGACAUUUGCUGAACAAUUCCUUUCUAGAAGCCCUUUUUGUAGCAUAUUUAUGUUUUACCAGCACUUUUCCUAAUCCAAACCUAGCCCCCCUGUGAAGGACUUGUGAUGAAUUGACACGCUCAACAUCAAUAAGCACCAUUUUGUUAAUAAUUAAAAAUGACAGAAUGUUGAUAAUGAGGUGAAAAAACAAUGGAUGCAAGAUUUUUUUUGUUUGUUUUUCUUUCGUUUUUAAAUCUCUAUGAAGUUCCACUACACACUUGUCCAAACUAUGCAUGGGGAAAUAAACGUCCGAAGGGACAUUUUAAAGCG